Molecule: messenger RNA, 4245 nt
Organism: Ostrea edulis (European flat oyster)
Lineage: Eukaryota; Metazoa; Mollusca; Bivalvia; Ostreida; Ostreidae
Product: activating molecule in BECN1-regulated autophagy protein 1B-like
Exons: 16
Coding region: 327-3344 (1005 amino acids)
Biological process (GO): autophagy
Cellular component (GO): intracellular membrane-bounded organelle
Molecular function (GO): protein binding
Source: RefSeq, a predicted model, not a curated record
AACCUCUUUGUAUAUGACAUCCGGGCUCUUUGUCACUUUCGCUCAGACAGUUCGAAAAAGAUGUCUACUGCCUCUCGGACCAGGCAGAAGGGUAUCAUGGGGUGAUCGUUUUAAGUGCACUUAGGAUUAUCGGAUAUAUUCAUAUAAAAAAAAAAUAUUUUUGUGAGGCAUUUAUACAUAGAUUGCUAUUGGAUACCCCUGGACUUCCUCGAAAUAGGACUACAUGUAAUCAUCGUUUUGGCAGUAGAUAAAAAAUAUAGGAUAUACAACCCCAGGAAUAUAUAGGCUUAGAUGAUUAUAUUUAAAGUGAAUUCAUAAAGUUGAAGAUGACGAAGUUUAAUUUGCUGAGUUACCUCAGCAACAGAGAAAGAGGGAGAGUGAAGGUCAAAGUCAAAUCCAGAAGGUCAUCAGCAAUGGAAUACCUAGAAGAAAAGGGAGCUAAACCUACUAUUAACCAGCCCAGUGAGCUCUCUGGACAAUGCCGUGCAACGUUUCUUAUGGACUUCAGUCCGGAUGGAACUAAAGUGGCUUCCACACAUGGGGACCACACAGUGAGAGUAUCAGAUGUGGCUACAGGAAAAUGUCUCCACAUCCUGAGGGGUCACCCCCGCACCCCCUGGUGUCUAGCCUUUCACCCAUCAUCCAAUCAGAUCCUGGCUUCUGGCUGUUUGGGAGGAGAGGUCAGAAUAUGGGACCUACAUGGAUGUGGAACAGAAGUUUGGAGGUCCAAGGAUAACCAAGUGAUAACAUCUUUGACCUUUCACCCCACAGACCAUGUGCUGGUGUUUUCUGUGACCAAUCACAUGUAUUUCUGGGACUGGAGCCAACCUGAGCCAUUUGUUGUCUGUAAAACUAAAUAUGAAUAUGAAAAAAUAAGAUGGGUGAAGUUUGACCCCCUAGGUUCCUUCCUGUACACAGGGAUUGCCAACAACACCACAGUACGGCCCCCCUCCAGAGUGUCUUUCAUUAGUGGUAGCUGUAACCCUAACCAUGCCUCCUCCACUAGACGGACCCAGCAGCUGAGCAACGUGUAUGACAAUCUGGUGGAGUGUUUCCAGGCAUCGCAGAGAGACAGAGUCCUCAACCAGGCUGAGGCGGGACAGGAUCUUCAGUCUUCAUCUAGCUUUCAACAUGGAGCAUCGAACCAUCCACACUCACCAGUCCAUGAGGAGGGACUUAAUCUGGCACGGCAGUAUGCCUCUCACAUCACAGAAACAUCGCACAGGUCUCUAUUUGGAGGGGCCCAGAGGACAGAAAUCCCCUCUGGUGCCUCAAAUGACUCCUCCUCACCAGAGACUGACAUGGAUAGUAUAUCUAGUCCUGCAGAUCCUCGCCCACUGAGCCACCACCCUAGAGGAGCUUCAGCAGAGGAUGAUGUAAGUGGAGAGUCGUCACCGAGUUUACUUAGCACAGACAGAGAAUCUAGUCAAACUAGGUCUGUCUCUAAUAACUCUCACAAUGAGAGAGCUCCAGGAAUGCUCAUUGUUACAGAGAGGUCUUCAGAACAAACCAGCCCCCCAUUCCAGUCUUUGGAAACUUCCUCAGGAGUGAGAAUUGUCUCUGAGUCACAAGCAAUGAAUGAAUCCGUCCCUGGCAGACAGAAUGGUCAAGCUCCGACAACAGCUUUCACUGUAGCAGCAGAUGAGGAUGGAGUGGAGGAGGUAGUCAAUCUCAGUGAUUUAGCCUUGCAGGGCUUAUCUUCUAACGAACGCUCUCAGCAUUCCCAAUCUAUAAACUGUGACAGAAAUAACUGUUCUGUAUGUGGUAACUUUGACACUAGGCACAUCAGAAGAGUGUGUGAAUCUGAAAUGUUUACACAACUGAGGGCCAGACGGAGGAAUCUACAGAAUUGUAUGAACAGUGCUUCAGCACGGAGUGCAUUCUCUCGCCCUUACACCUAUAACAGGUUUGGCUCACUGGUGAGACCAGAAAUACAUUCACUACAUGACCCUAGUGAACUAGGAGAGAUGCACGAGAUAAGACGGGUAGAAAAUCCUAACAUAGGAGCUUCUAAUAUGGACCAUGAGUCUUCUAACACAAAUGUGCCCAGUAACACCCAAGGUGAUGCUCGUCUCACCCAGGUAGGGGAUAACAUUGACAUUUGUGCCAGCAUCCAUGAGAACUUUGCCUCCAUUACAGCUCGUAUCGAACGCGAGAUGAACGAGUUAGAUAGGAGGAUAAAUAACUUGAGGAAUACUUUUAAUGAGAGUCUGAGACGGUUACAACAUCACCGAGUGUCUUUCUUGUCUGCCCGCGAAGGAGAUGUUAAUGGGCGUCGAUCAUUUAUUGUGGCCCGGCACACCCAGCAGGCUGAGGGGGCCUCCUCCAGCCGAUCUGAAGAUGGUACGCAUUCCAUUGAGAGAGGGCAGCACCUGUUGGAGACAGCUUUGAGAUCCUCUCAUCUGGAUAGAACCAGUACUCACACUCACAAUAUCCCACGGGAUCUGGACUCCUCCCACACUUGGCAGUCCUUGGAACGACAUCACCUUCACCCCCACUACUCUGUCAGUAUCCUAGACAACACGAUUAAUCGGCCCAAUGACCCAAUUCAAACUGCCAUCAACAGAGCUAUAGCGGAUGCCUUUAUGGGACGAGGUGAACCGGCGGUGGCUGCAAACAUAAUAAACCACACUUAUCGCAUACAGGCGUGGGACUUCUCCAAGUGCAAUAUACCGGACCUCACUGAUACAAAGUCCAACAUUGUCGUACAGCACUGUAAACUCCACAAUGAAGCUAGCUGUAACCUAUCCCAGGACGGCACCAUGCUGGCUACAUUUGUACCGAGUCAUCGAGGAUUUCCUGAUGACAACAUCCUGGCGAUUUACUCACUGGAACCAAAGACUCGCGGACAAUGCCUCUUUACUAAGAGCUUUGGUCCCAAUGCCAUUUCUGUGAACCUUUCCCCUGGGGGUGGGUAUGUGAUGGUAGGACUGGCUGCCAAACAACUCUCCUGGGUCUUCACCCCCAAUCAGUUGGUUGCACAAAUUUUGAAGUUAGAAAAUAGACAUGCUGGUGAAAAAUCAAUGCAGCACGUCACUGAUGUGAUGCACCCCUGCGACAUGGAUAUCCGCACUCACGUCAGCGUAAACUCGGCACGGUGGCUCCCAGAAGCAGGGGAGGGCAUCGUAUACGGAACCAACAGAGGAGAUCUACACAUCUGUAAGCCUGGAACGAAAAUGUCUGUAAAGGGAGAUAACUCGGAUGAUCGGUCCAUCAGGAGAAAUUUGAUGCACAUGCUCAGAAUGUCAGGUGAACAGGAAGUCCCUCGGAUAAACACAUCCACACAGACUCCGGGUGUUCGACGGAGUGCAGCCACCCAGACAGACAGAGAGGAUAAUGUGUAAUCGCUCCUGGGGAGAGAGGAACUUGAGAUCGUCAGCUAUGUAAUCUUGAAUCAAAUUCAAGACUUACUACAUACAUAAUAUAAGAGAUCUUUACAUUGCAUGUAUUAGAAACGAAGAAUUUAUUUUAACAAAUUCUGUUGUAAUAUACUUGUAAUAAUCAUUUGUCAUUUAUCAGUUUUAAUGACAAUGCUCAUGUAAUAGGGCUACAGUUUUAGUAAUAAAAAAAGGGGGGGGGGGGGUCAGAUUAAUGUUAUUUUAACACUCUGAUUCUGAAUUAAAUAAUUAUCAUUUCAUCUGUUUGCCCACCCAUCAUUAGGUCUACUUUCAAUAUCCAUGAUAAGAAUGGACUUGACAUUUUAACAUGGAGAAGAGGGGUUGGAUUAGUCACCUGUUUGGGGAAUGCCAUAUUAAUGCCACCUUAUUGAAGAUUUACUUUCAAAUUACGUUACAUCUAGAUAUAAAUGUUAUGUAUAUUUAUUGUGUAUUGCUUUCAUGGUGUUUCUUCUUGGUGCAAAAAAAGGCAAGUCAUUGAUCUAAUGAUGUGCUGAUUUCUCUAUACUGCUCUUUCUUUUACAAUUAAAUACAAAUCUUGCUUUUGUUGAUCAAUCUUGAAGGAUUUGAAAUUUAAUUAUUGCCAUCAGAAAAGGUGUUAUUAAAAUUUGAUGCAGCAAAAGAAAUUGAUAUGCUUGCCAAGCAAGCCAAAAACAAAAAAAUUAUGUCUCUUUUUCAAGACAAAAAAUCAUGAAUUUAUUGCAUGUGUUGUUGUCAACGAUUUCAAAUUUAGCUGGCAAAGAAACUUUUUUUUUACAGAAAAACCUGUAUGUUGUUCAUUAUAAAUGCUUUGUUUCAUGUGUAUUGUUUUUGUUAUGGGUCUGUCUGUAAUAAAAAUAGGGUGCCAAUA